This is a messenger RNA of Lachancea fermentati, 1047 nucleotides long. NCBI's taxonomy places the organism in Eukaryota, Fungi, Ascomycota, Saccharomycetes, Saccharomycetales, Saccharomycetaceae. The record is from the annotation of a GenBank genome assembly.
AUGAGUAAGACUGAAGCUAAGGAGUCCGCCACUGACAAAAAGAAUUUGAACGAGUUUGAGCAGCAUUAUUUCAAUUCAUAUGACCAUUAUGGAAUCCAUGAAGAGAUGCUACAAGAUACAGUUCGUACCUUAUCCUACCGUAACGCCAUCGUCCAGAACAAAGACUUGUUCAAGGACAAGGUUGUACUUGACGUUGGUUGCGGUACAGGUAUUUUAUCCAUGUUUGCUGCAAAGAAUGGUGCUAAGCAUGUGAUUGGUGUGGACAUGUCAAGCAUCAUAGAAAUGGCUCGUGAAAUCGUUGAGUUGAAUGGGUUCUCUGACAAGAUUACCUUGUUGCGUGGUAAAUUAGAGGACGUUGAAUUGCCUUUCCCAAAAGUCGACAUUAUUAUUUCCGAAUGGAUGGGAUACUUUUUACUAUAUGAGUCUAUGUUGGACACUGUCCUUUACGCUCGUGAUCGGUACUUGGUCGAAGGAGGUUUAAUCUUCCCAGAUAAAUGUUCCAUUCACAUGGCAGGGAUAGAAGAUGCGGAUUACAAGGAUCAGAAGCUGAAUUAUUGGCAAAACGUUUACGGAUUUGAUUACUCUCCAUUCAUCCCCCUAGUGAAGAAGGAACCUUUAGUCGAUACGGUGGAGCACACCGCCGUAAAUACUACCAGGCAGAAACUAAUUGAAUUUGACUUAAACACUAUUAGUGUCAAGGACCUCGCUUUCUCCUGCAAAUUUCAGUUAGAUGCUAAGAACCAGGAUUUUAUUAAUGGUUUGAUUUGUUGGUUCGAUAUUGAGUUUCCAGCACCAAAGGGCAAGAAGCCAGUUACCUUCUCGACGGGUGCACACGCUCCUUACACUCAUUGGAAACAAACUGUUUUUUAUCUUGAAGACGAUUUGGAAUGUGAAGCCGGUGACGUCUUGGAAGGUACACUUACAUGUGCUCCAAAUCAACGCAAUAACAGAGAUUUAGACGUCAAGAUAUCUUAUCAUUUUAAGGCCAGUGGUGUCGAUGCAAAUGAAAGAUCUAGGAAGAACGAAAACACAUAUUUGAUGCAUUGA